AACCCAUUAAAAAAGGAUAUUUUUUCUUUCCUUCAAUUACCAUAAAUACGCGCUCUUUUUCAGAAAUUAUCGACCGAAUCCGAUCGGAUUCGAAAAAAAAUUUCAUCUUGCAAAGCUUAUCGAUCGGAAUUACAGUCUCCCAUGGCAAUUGUUAGUUUUAAGCUGCUGCAUUAGUAGAUAGUUGCUGAAGGGAUUGGUUGAUGAAGGGAACAGAGCAAGGGUUAUGGGCGGUUUGUGCAGCUGUUUUCAUUCUUCGGAUGAUGAGGAACAAGAACGUGCAGGAUCUGCGGAAUUUAUGUCUGGAAACGGAACAUCCUCUCAUUGCUUUCAGUUUUUGAUGGCGUACAAUAUUCUUUUCCAAAGAGGGCAUGUUCGUCCUGUUUCUUCAUCCCAUCAGGGAAGAGCAGUUGUGGUUCCUUCUCCUUCUGAUGACAAUUCAAUAUCUGAUACAUUUCGCCCUCCUCCCCGUCCUUUACCAUAUGACGAUCCCCAAUCUCAAACAACUCCAUCAAUGCUAGGUAAGCUCUCAUUCCCUUGCCAUGAACCAUCUGAAUUUGGGAGAAGCAGUGAUGCUGAUGGUGCUACGGAAGAGUUAAAAAAACCAGUCUUUGAUGGGGAUUCAAAGAAAAUCCUCUCUGAUUCUUCGGUGGAGCAGCCAUCAAAGCAAACAAAAACUGGUUUUGCUUAUGUUUUCCAUCAGGUUGAAGAUGAAGAUGUCUGCCCUACCUGCCUUGAAGAUUUCAAUUGGAAAGCAGUUACUGUUGCUUUCUGAAAAUGGAAGCAUUUUAUGUCCUUCCUUGAUUGGAUGACGACCACAACACUCCACAAGGUAGGUGGAAGAAUGUCCCACAUGGUUAUCUCCUGGCUGGCCUCCUGGUGCACUUGAAAGGAAGCUGGAAAUUCAUACAGGCUACUUCCCAAAUUUUCCAAACACAAAUAGGUAGAGGACCAUUCAAGAAACAGGAAUUAUAAAAUAUUUUGACUAGUUGGAGAACAGAAAACCUGACAUAGAUGGUGUUCUUGAAUCAAGAUGAUGAUAAUCUGCUCCAAUUGAUUCAUAGCAAUCUGGUUCUCAGUUUCACUUGGCAACAACCAUUGGCAAUUCUCCAAUUCUCACAAAUUGUUUCUCUAUUUACCUUCCUUAGACUGGAUUUGGCUGGAAAUCUGAACAAAUUCCUGCCGUUUCUUGCUGAUUGUACAGUUGGAAAUCCAGCGGUUGCCUGCAAGAAACAAAGAGCAUAAACAUCAGUAAGUAUUUGAUUUUUUUUUUUUUAAACAAGAAUUGAAAACAGAAAACCUGAGAAGAAUAGGUUCUUGAUGAGAAAACUGCAGCCCUUCAAAGGCUCUUCAGGAUUUCCCUGAUUGAAUCAUGUCCAAUCCCAUGGAGUCAUAGAAAGUGCUGCUACGACCUGCUUCCCGGUUUGGAAACUGCUUGAUGGACGCAUGGCAACCCUAAAAACGGAAAUGGCUGGAGAAAGUAGGUCUGUUUCCUGAUCCUAGUGGCCUCUAGGUAAAACCCAUCUCCACAAAAUCUUGGACUCCGUGUGAUUUACCUUAUCUUCCGCCUCACCAAGUUUUGGCAAAUCCACCCCAAAAGGAAAUAAUUCCCAAGUCUCUGGAGUCUGGAUAAAAUCUGAAAUAUCUCUCUUAAGAAGUUCCUCCCCCUAACGUAGAGAUACUAUUUUGUGCAAAGUCCAGACCCGAAGAAACUUUCGGUUGUGUGAUUGUGAACAAUAAAACUGUAGUUACUACUGUUCACCACUCUGCUUUUACUGUUCACAAUCACAAAAUCAAACGGCUCUCUAGGUCUGGACUUUGCACAUAAUAAUCUCUCCCUAACGUAAGGCUUGGAUAUUUGUUGGAAAACACCUAUCAACUUCUAUGCCACCUAAUUACUAAACUAGCCCUCCUAAGAAAAUAAGAGACAAAAGCCUCCUAAAUAAUUUUUAUUAAUAGAAAUGACCCUCCUAUCUCUAACUAUGUCAUGCCUACUAGAGGUGGUUGUUUAAAUCUAUCCCCUGGUAAAGAAAUUUUUCACUUGUACGAUUAGUGCAGUCAACUUGUAGCUGUUCUUUUUUAAAUAGUAACUUGAACUAGUAUUUUAUUUUUCUAUUUAUUUAUUUAGUUUAUAAUUAUUUCAUAAAGUCCAUCUCAUAUUAUCAUAUCUAUAAAAAUGUUUAAAUCUUAAUAAUACAUUAUGGAGGAUUAAUAGUGGAUACCUCUUAUGAAAUGAUGGUAGGAGCAGCUUUACUUUAUUGUGACAAUGAAGACAUACUUUAGUUACUUUGAUGGAGCAAUGACUUGCAGCACAAAUAAUUGUGUCGUCAUUAAAGAUUUGGCCACAGUAAGGUCAUGUGAAGGUUUUGCUUGAACUUGUCCUUUUUUUUUUAUAUGUUAUAGACAUGUUUAUAAAAGAUAUUCAAGAAGUAAAUUAGAAUUUAGAAUGAUAGAGAACUUUUUGAGGAGAAGGGGCUUAGGAUUAGUGGAAUAAUGAUUGAGUAUAUGAUAUGCAACUUCAGUAGAUGGGAAAUCAAUAUUUAUUAAUUAAGAAUGUUAGAAGAAAAAUUGAUUUUUAUGUGUGUUAAAUUUAAGUUUAUUGAAUUUAUUAUAGAAAAGAAUAGGAAAAUAGUUGAGGACAUAAUUUUUUAAGUUAAAAUUGAGUGGUAAAAUAUAGUAGUAUCUUGGAAGUGUACGUAAAAAGUGAAUAUCAUGGAAACUUAAAGAUAAAUUUUAUAAAAUUAUAAUUAUAGUGCUUAUAUAUUCAAAUUGUUUGGAUAAGUUUAAUUAUAACAUUACAUCGAAGGAAAUAAUGAGGGUAGAUAGAAUAAUGUGAGAAAGGAAUAAGAGAGAAAAGAGGGAUAGAUUAAAGUAACAUUCUAGAAUUUGUGCCUAAAGACCGGCAUAAAUUAGAGCUGAUAUUUCAUAUAGACCUAACUAGAAAUAAUUGAGAAGAAGCAUUCAUUCUCAAAUAGUUGGGAAAAUGUUACAAUGAUGGUCCUUAUUGUUCUUUAUCCUAAGAUAUAUGUUGUAUACAUCUUGGGUGUUCUAUUUUAUUCUUAUUUUUCUCAUUUUAGUAAUUUGCUUUAUGGACUCUUCGAUCUCUGUCCAUUUACUAAGAAAGCUUGAAUUGUUACCUUAACAACUUCCUUUUGAAUGAUCAAUUCCCUAGUAAAAUGAUUGCUUGUAGGCUUCAGAGAUUAAUGGAGAAAAGUGCAUAUAACUCAGUCAAGGGAUUUGAGUUGGCAAAGAAAAAAGUUUAAUGGAGACCGGUCAUUUUUAUCUUUCUUGUGAAGCAGAUUUUUUUUCUAUUUUUCUCUAAGUUAUGAAAUAGCUCAAAUGUUUGAUGAAAUAGGCAAGUGUUCCUUUUGUUUUAUUAUAAUAUAAUGUGGCUAUUCUUUCUGGUAUUUAUUGUCCUUUCAUGAUUUUGCUUGCUUGAUAUCAUAUGCAUU
Molecule: messenger RNA, 3449 nt
Organism: Dendrobium catenatum
Lineage: Eukaryota; Viridiplantae; Streptophyta; Magnoliopsida; Asparagales; Orchidaceae
Product: E3 ubiquitin-protein ligase At3g02290
Exons: 4
Coding region: 224-772 (182 amino acids)
Molecular function (GO): ubiquitin-protein transferase activity
Source: RefSeq, a predicted model, not a curated record